AUGAGAGCUCUCGCAAAACUUCAAGCAAUCGGCAUGAAGUUCUCUGACGAGGAGAAAGCGCAUUUCAAAUUGCAUCCGUAUGUUGCACUUUUUGAGGGAUUGCUCAAUAAGGAGGCAACGGAUACAUCUAUCGAGAUGCUGCGAGCGUUUGUAGGAGAGCGACUAAAGCAUCAAGUAGAUCAAUUGGAAGCCAUUCUACCCGAGUUAAUGGAUAUAAAACUAGUCGAAGAACUGCCGAAAUCACUAGGAAUGGAGCCGGUCUUGUGUCAUGGAGAUUUCUGGGCAACUAAUCUCAUGUGGAAAAAUAGCAAAACUAAUCCUGAAUUGAGAGCAGUGAUCGACUUUCAGAACAUUCAUUUCGGCUGCCCGGCCGUAGACUUCGUGCGAGUCUUUCUGUGCCUGGACCGCAGGGAAAAGUGGGAAUCGCUCCUCGAAAAGUUUUACGAGUAUUUAGAAGAGGACUUGGUCGAUCAGGACAUGCCAUACACUUUGGAUAUGGUACGAUAUUCUUUGCUAAUCAACUUAUUGUGGAUUGAUGGUAGAUGGUUUCAGCUGAAAGCGUCUUAUCGACGCUUCUUCCCUCUUGGAGCUUUUCUUAUGCUACCCAUGUUCGCACCUACAUUUCUAGUUGUUAACAGCAGCACUGAUGUUGAAUUCAAAGCAAGGGUGAGUCUCUGCAGACACAAAUAA
This is a messenger RNA of Cooperia oncophora, 690 nucleotides long. Lineage: Eukaryota; Metazoa; Nematoda; Chromadorea; Rhabditida; Trichostrongylidae. The record is from the annotation of a GenBank genome assembly.